AUGGCCAACAUCCCUGCAAUCCGUCUAUACCGUCGGUCGCUCAAGCUGGCCCUGGACUGGUCAGUCCACCGCUACCUCUGGCGCGGCCAGGCUCUCUACAUUCGCUCUCUUUUCGAGGCCAACGCCAACAUCCGCGAGCCUAGACAGCAGAGAAUCCUGUUCGACCAGACCGAGGAGCUCCUCAAGCAGUGGAAGCACCCCGACCCUUACCGCCCUCCCACCGCUCCCGGCGGCAGCAAGUACGAGCGUAACCUUCCCUGCCACAUCCUUGAGCCUCCCCCGCCAGGCUGCUAA
Molecule: messenger RNA, 294 nt
Organism: Aureobasidium namibiae CBS 147.97
Lineage: Eukaryota; Fungi; Ascomycota; Dothideomycetes; Dothideales; Saccotheciaceae
Exons: 4
Coding region: 1-294 (97 amino acids)
Biological process (GO): mitochondrial electron transport, NADH to ubiquinone
Source: RefSeq, a predicted model, not a curated record